GGCACGCGAGGAGAGACCCAAGGGAAUUGGAACUAUCGAGAGAGGCGGGGAGAGGCCGACGACGACAUCGACAUGAUCUCUUCUUUCUCCAGGACCGGUGCCUCCGAAGGCGCGAGGAGGAGGGGCAAAUGGAAGAAGGCCGACCCGCAGGCCGUGGCCACGGUCGCGGAGGAUCGGAUGGAUGCCUCGGAGGAGGAGGCGAUCGUGGAGGCCUUCCGAAAGGUCUUGAUCGAUCGGAAUCUGCUACCGCCUUGUCAUGACGACUACCACACCAUGUUGCGAUUUUUGAAGGCACGUGGGCUCAAUAUUGAGAAAGCGACCCGAAUGUGGUCGGAGAUGCUCCAGUGGAGGAAGGACUUCGGUGCUGAUACUAUCCUGCAAGACUUUGUGUAUGAUGAACUGGAAAAAGUUCUUCAGUAUUAUCCACAUGGUUUUCAUGGUGUGGACAAAGAUGGAAGACCUAUUUAUAUAGAAAGACUUGGGAAAGUCGACCCCAACAAACUUCUUAGUGUUACUACAGUUGAAAGAUUUGUGAGGUACCAUGUUCAGGGGAUAGAGAAGGUACUUACUGAGAAAUACCCAGCAUGCUCUGUUGCAGCCAAAAGACAUGUUGAUACUAUGACAACAGUUUUAGAUGCACAAGGAGUGAACUGGAUGAGUGUUGGCAAAUUAGCUCGUGAUGUUGUUCUUCGAAUCCAGAAAGUUGAUAGUGAUAAUUACCCUGAGAUAUUGCAUAAGCUGUUUAUUGUAAAUGCUGGAAGCGGUUGCAGAUUACUUUGGAACACUAUAAAAGGCAUAAUUGAUCCAAGGACAUCAGCUAAGAUAGUGGUAUUAGGAGAUACAUAUCAGAAUACUUUACUUGAAUCAAUUGAGAUGAGUCAACUUCCUGCUUUUCUUGGUGGCUCUUGCACUUGUUCUAAUGAGGGAGGAUGUCUUACAUCCAAUAAAGGACCAUGGAGUGAUCCCCAGAUAAUAAGUUCAGUUCAAUCUGAAAGGGCAAGCUCAAAGGUUGGAGGGAAUUUAUUGGGUGAAAAGAAAUUGAAUCGCCAGGUUGCAAUGUUCAAAAAAGGUACCAUUCAGGUGAAGUCAGAUACCAAAGAUGCAGUAUCUCCUAUUCAACCAAUUCCACAGCCUGACAUGCCGACAACUCCAGCAUAUGAAAAUAGUACUCAAAUCACGACAGAUGAAAACAUGCCUUCAAACAGCCCAACUAGUCAAACCAAACUUUGUGAUCAACUUGGAGGUGGUCUGGUUGAUGAUUCCACCCGAGGGAACUCAUUAUCCAAGUUGCUUAUGCUAGUGAUAGGUGCUGUCGGAAAGUUCAUCACGAAAGUGCUAGCUGUUUUAUAUUUAUUUUUUGGACUGAAAAAUGAUGCCAUCGAUCUGGUUAAAGUGAAGUCUUCAGAUCAUCAUGGACUUGAUCCGACAAACGCAAAUUCCAUGAACCACCUCGCCAGACAUGAUGUCACAGAAUCACCUGUCCUACCAUGCUUGGAGAGGCUGCAGAUGUUAGAAGAACUGGUAACUGAGUUAAACGAGAAACCUGAGAGGGUUCCUCAAGAAAAAGAUAACAUGAUUCUAGAUUCACUAAAUCACAUUCAGCCUAUAGAGCAUGACCUACAGAAGACAAAUAAUGUUGUGCAAGUGACCUCACAAAAGCAAGUUGAAAUGAAAGAUUCGUUGCAGAAUUUGAGAGGGGCUGCCUAACAAGCAGAAAUAACAGUCCGCUGAGUUAUAUUGUUCAGUAUCUAGCUAACACAUUCAUCUUCUUAAAUGGACAAUCUCAAGUUACUCCAUUUCAGCAAUGAUGGCUCCUUGCGACCUCAGUUUUUAUAUGACCAAAUUGCAACUACAACCUCCUCUGCCCAAAAAGAGAAACACCUGUAUCAUGUACUUUGAGCACUAGGCUACCAACCCAAAAAAAUAGUUCGAAUGCCGUGGCUUCUUCUUGUUGUUAUUGUCAUGGCUUCCUGUUGUUGGUGUUGGUGUUGGUGUACUUGGCUGACCGAUUCUAUGUUCACGACAAUUUAUUGAUCUAUUGCACUGCAAGUCGUGUUUGGUUUUAGGACUGGAAAAUUAUUGCUGGAUGAUCUUCAGAAGAUUUGUUCUGACCAUUGCUAUACUUGUGCAGAUUGUUAAGCUCGAGUUAUUCUCUAUUUUGAAUAUUGGAUUCUAAAUUUCUGUGUCAUCUGAAGUGUUUAAAGCUCUUCCCGGAAGAGUUUAAAGUUUAGGUGGUUAGCAAAACAAUCUUCAGCUAUCCAUGGCAUCAGAUUAUGUCAUUUACUAUUGAACAUGUAUUACCUGUAGCUUGUAUAACACAGUGUGUGGA
Messenger RNA from Musa acuminata subsp. malaccensis (wild Malaysian banana), 2329 nucleotides. RefSeq names its product phosphatidylinositol/phosphatidylcholine transfer protein SFH9. Lineage: Eukaryota; Viridiplantae; Streptophyta; Magnoliopsida; Zingiberales; Musaceae. The record is from RefSeq and is a predicted model, not a curated record.